AUGACCUCCCAACCAGUCUGUCAAUUCUCGGACCGACUUACCUCAGCCCUCAACGCAGCUCAGAAUCAAGCUCAUACCCACUCUCAUGAAGGUGAUGAUUCUUCCAGACCCGUCUCAUUCGUUUCUUCAGCCAAUGAUGCUUCGCCCCUCCACUCACACGAUCAUGGGAACGGACAUUCACAUACGCACGAUGGAUGGACGCCGGACGAACAUGGACAUACCCAUGAGCACUUGGAACAUGCCGGUAAAUUCUCGGAAAGGGAUAUGCCAGAUUACUCGGGCAGGGAUUGGGAGGAAAGGGGGUUCACAAUUGGUAUAGGAGGUCCCGUAGGAUCAGGUAAAACUGCUUUGCUCUUGGCUCUCUGUAGAGCUUUGAGGGACGAAUAUAAUAUUGCCGCCGUGACCAACGACAUCUUUACGCGAGAAGACCAAGAGUUCCUGAUCCGUAACGAGGCUUUACCGACCGAGAGGAUCCGGGCGAUCGAAACGGGUGGAUGUCCCCAUGCUGCCAUCAGGGAAGAUAUCAGUGCCAAUAUGGGUGCAUUGGAGGAGUUGCAAGUGGAAUUUGGAUGUCAGAUGUUGUUCGUUGAAAGUGGAGGGGAUAACUUGGCUGCCAAUUACUCCAGAGAGCUCGCCGAUUAUAUUAUCUACGUGAUCGACGUUAGUGGAGGUGAUAAGAUCCCAAGGAAAGGUGGACCUGGUAUCUCUCAAUCUGAUCUGCUGAUCGUUAACAAGAUCGACCUUGCUCCUCACGUAGGUGCCUCGCUGGACGUGAUGAAGCGGGAUGCCGCGAAGAUGCGUGAGAGCGGACCUACAUUAUUCACAUCAGUGAGGCACAACGACGGAGUGAGAGAUGUGAUCGAUGCGAUUCUAAGUGCUUGGAAAGCUAGUGGUGCGGCAGGUAAGGAUGGCAAGGGAAAGGGGAAAGAUAAGGCUUAA
Molecule: messenger RNA, 939 nt
Organism: Kwoniella mangroviensis CBS 8507
Lineage: Eukaryota; Fungi; Basidiomycota; Tremellomycetes; Tremellales; Cryptococcaceae
Product: urease accessory protein UreG
Exons: 6
Coding region: 1-939 (312 amino acids)
Molecular function (GO): nickel cation binding; GTPase activity
Source: RefSeq, a predicted model, not a curated record